AUGGGGCCCCCGGGCAGUAGGGGAUCAUGGGGCCCCUGUGUCCUUGCCCAAACUCAAAAAAGCCUAUGAAAAAGGUACCAGGGGCAUCUCAUGGGGGCCCCCUACUGACCCCGGGCCCUCAGGCAGUGCCCGAGUUUCCAAAUGGUCAGUCCGCCCCUGGUUCACACCACUUCAUGUAGUGCUUUUUUACAGGACAGCGGAUUGCAACCCAAACUACCACAUUGCAAUGCCACUGUAGAGAUUGGAGAUUUGGGUUUACGUUUCCUCAUUAAAUAAAACAGUAUUAUGCUAUGGAAGCUUUUUAUUGUGUCCUAAUGAGAUA
Molecule: messenger RNA, 322 nt
Organism: Staurois parvus
Lineage: Eukaryota; Metazoa; Chordata; Amphibia; Anura; Ranidae
Source: the annotation of a GenBank genome assembly